AUGAAGCUGAAGCAGCGAGUCGUGCUGUUGGCCAUCCUCCUGGUCAUCUUCAUUUUCACAAAGGUGUUCCUCAUCGACAACCUGGACCCCUCGGCCGCCAACCGCGAGGACCAGCGCGCGUUCCACCGCAUGAUGGCCGGGCUGCGCGUGGAGCUGGACCCGCGGCUCGACCACACGCUCCAGUCCCCCUGGGAGAUCGCGGCCCAGUGGGUGGUGCCCCGGGAGGUGUACCCUGAGGAGACCCCCGAGUUGGGAGCUGUCAUGCAUGCCAUGACUACCAAGAAAAUCAUCAAAGCUGACGUGGGAUACAAAGGGACUCAGCUGAAAGCUUUGCUAAUACUUGAAGGAGGACAGAAGGUUGUCUUCAAACCCAAGAGAUAUGCCAGGGAUUACGUAGUGGAAGGAGAGCCGUACGCUGGCUACGACAGACACAACGCAGAAGUGGCAGCAUUCCACUUGGAUAGGAUCCUGGGGUUCCGGCGAGCGCCGCUGGUGGUCGGCAGGUUUGUGAACCUGUUCACAGAGAUCAAACCAGUGGCCACGGAGCAGCUUCUGGGCACCUUCAUGACUGUGGGCAAUAAUACUUGCUUCUAUGGGAAGUGCUACUACUGUCGGGAGACAGAACCAGCCUGUGCAGAUGGAGACCUCAUGGAGGGCUCAGUGACUCUGUGGCUCCCAGAUGUUUGGCCCCUGCAGAAACAUCGGCACCCCUGGGGCAGGACGUACCGGGAGGGCAAACUGGCCAGGUGGGAGUACGACGAAAGCUACUGCGAUGCCGUGAAGAAAACUUCCCCCUACGACUCAGGCCCUCGUCUGCUUGACAUCAUUGACACAGCCAUCUUUGACUACCUGAUUGGGAAUGCUGACAGGCACCACUAUGAGAGUUUCCAGGAUGAUGAAGGAGCCAGUAUGCUCAUCCUCCUGGAUAAUGCCAAAAGCUUUGGAAACCCUGCCCUGGAUGAAAGAAGCAUCUUGGCUCCUCUUUAUCAGUGCUGCAUCAUCCGAGUUUCUACGUGGAACAGGCUGAAUUACCUGAAGAAUGGAGUGCUGAAGUCUGCCUUAAAGACUGCGAUGUCGCACGACCCCAUCUCCCCUGUGCUCUCCGACCCCCACCUGGACGCCCUGGACCAGAGGCUCCUCAGCAUUCUGGCUACAGUGAAGCAGUGCACGGACCAGUUUGGGCCAGAUGUUGUGCUGGUGGAAGACAGGAUGACUCUGUCUCACUUGUAAUUGUAGUGGAACACAGAUGGAACUCCUUUUUAUUUUUAAGAACAAACAAAUAAACAAGCGAUAGAAAAACAGCACAAUCAGUUCAGAAGGGCUGUGGCCAAGAUGGACUGACACGAACAGGAGAGCUCCUGAGCCAGAGGAAUGGAGGUGACACUGGCUUUCUCCUUUGGCUGGCAGCAGUGAGAGGUGGGAAGCUGUGGCCUGGGAUGGCUCAGCACCUGGAGUGGCAUCGUGGCUGUUGUGGUGUGUCCAUUGCCGGCGGUGGACGCGGCACGGGAUAAACGUGGCUCUUGGUGUUGGUGAAGUGUGUGGAAUACAGACACUAAUUUGUGGACUGAAUCUAGAGGGGACAAAUGGAGAUGAACAGGACAGUCCUCUCCCCUUCUCUUCCCCCCUCUGGCGAGUGGGAUUCAGGGUUGUACACAAUCAGCCGAGAGCUGGUUGGGCAUUUUACUGCUU
Acanthisitta chloris (rifleman) is the source of this 1689-nucleotide messenger RNA. It is a transcript of the gene FAM20B, whose product is annotated as family with sequence similarity 20, member B. The record is from RefSeq and is a predicted model, not a curated record. The transcript is spliced from 7 exons. Gene Ontology annotation, molecular function: phosphotransferase activity, alcohol group as acceptor. Gene Ontology annotation, cellular component: Golgi apparatus. Lineage: Eukaryota; Metazoa; Chordata; Aves; Passeriformes; Acanthisittidae. Gene Ontology annotation, biological process: protein phosphorylation. The coding region runs from base 1 to 1230 and encodes 409 amino acids.